Misgurnus anguillicaudatus (oriental weatherfish) is the source of this 1934-nucleotide messenger RNA. RefSeq names its product surfeit 4, like (gene surf4l). Gene Ontology annotation, cellular component: endoplasmic reticulum-Golgi intermediate compartment; endoplasmic reticulum; membrane. The record is from RefSeq and is a predicted model, not a curated record. NCBI's taxonomy places the organism in Eukaryota, Metazoa, Chordata, Actinopteri, Cypriniformes, Cobitidae. Gene Ontology annotation, biological process: Golgi organization.
UGCGCAGAAUGCAGGGCAUUAUGGGGCGGAGAUGGCAUUCUAGCGUACGCAUACAGACGACGCCAAGGCUUCAGGAAACCUGUAACACAUUUGGAAGUGCCCAGCUAUAUCGAUAAACAUUACGCAAACACUUAGAAGGAGUCCACAGAAAAGUUUCUUGAUUUGUGGUGUCAUGGCUCCAAAUGAUAUGAUGAGUAACGCGGAGGACGUGGCGGAUCAGUUCCUUCGGGUGACAAAGCAGUACCUGCCUCACAUAGCCCGACUCUGUCUGAUCAGUACCUUUCUGGAAGAUGGCAUCCGGAUGUGGUUUCAGUGGAGCGAGCAGAGAGAAUACAUCGAGACGUCGUGGGGAUGCGGCUACUUCCUCGCUUCACUUUUCGUCUUAAUCAACUUACUCGGACAGCUGGGUGGCUGUAUACUGAUCCUUAGCAGAAAUUUUGUGCAGUAUGCCUGCUUUGGAUUAUUCGGUAUCAUCGCUUUGCAGACCAUUGCGUAUAGCAUUCUGUGGGACCCAAAGUUUUUGAUGAGGAAUUUGGCACUGGGUGGAGGUCUGUUGCUGCUGUUGGCCGAGUCCCGCUCUGAGGGCAGGAGUAUGUUCGCCGGAGUUCCCACUAUGAGGGAAAGCUCUCCUAAGCAGUACAUGCAACUGGGAGGCCGAGUCCUGCUGGUGCUCAUGUUUAUGACCCUGCUUCACUUCGAUACGAGCUUCCUCUCGAUCCUGCAGAACCUGGUGGGUACGGCUCUCAUUGUCCUCGUGGCUAUUGGUUUCAAGACCAAGCUGGCUGCGCUCACCCUGGUCAUAUGGCUUCUGGCUAUCAACGUAUACUUCAACGCUUUUUGGACCAUACCAGCCUUCAAGCCCAUGCACGACUUCCUCAAGUACGACUUUUUCCAGACCACAUCCGUGAUCGGAGGCCUUCUGCUUGUAGUAGCGUUAGGUCCGGGCGGCGUAUCCAUGGAUGAGAAAAAGAAGGAGUGGUGAGAGCGGACUGAACUCGAAAGGCUCACUUGCUCGUUCUGUAGUUCAUCUUUCGACAAAAGUUUUUUCUGUGCAGUUAUCAUACAAACCAGGUACACUACUUAGGGAAGAAAGAGCCGAUUGAGGCGUGGCCUCAUUAACGCCCCAGGACCAACCGAAAGAUCCACUUUACACCAAACAUGCACUGUCUGCGUUUCCAUUCUGCCUGCUUGUUGAAUGAUGUCUACCAGCACUUUUAGACAUUAGUUCAUCAUAUUUAUAUUCUAAAGUUGUGUUAUUUGAAAACCCCCUUGAAAGUCUGGUUUAUAUUUACGUUAUAUAAGAGUUAAUUGCAAGUAUUGAAGAUUAUUCCCUGUCGUUUCUGUCUGCCUUUUUGUCUGGGUGCCAAUUGCAGUCAGCUCACCAAAGACGCUAACCCUCAACUUGUUCAUGUCCACAAUCUGUCUUCAAAUUCAACCUAUAAGGAGAAUUUGAAGUAAAACAUCACACAAUGGAAAGUGGAAGUCAUUCCAACUUGUGUUUCUAUAUCAGCAUUGUCAAUUGCCUAAGGUCGAUGUAUUGAAAUUUUCUGCACACUGGUUAUUUUAUAUGGCUCAACGUGUAAAUCUCUGAUCUCUCCCUAUCAACAGGCCAAAAAAAUUAAGUCGCAAUAGGACAUAAAAUUGAAAAAAUGAAUAGUCUUUAAAAGUUAAAACAGCUGUAAAGAUCUUGUGGCAUUGUAAUAAUUGUUAACUGUAUGUUUGUUGUAUGUUGUCAGGUCACUUUGAAGUUUACAGAAGGUGAAUUCUAGUGUUUCUUGAAAUAAGCAGAAAAGUGAGAUGACAAAAAUGAAAACCUGUGAUUUGUCAAACUCAGUGUUUUUUCUCUUUGUACAAUAAGAAAUAACAGAAAAAUAUUGUUUUUCUAAGUGUUUUAAAAUAUUUGUUUUGACAUAUAAAGGGAAAAUAUUAUGUCA